AAACGCAACGUCUGCGCGCUGUUCCAUCGAUCAACUGCCGUGAAGAGAUGGGUUCUCUGGCCAGUACUGCUUGAGAAGGGUUAUUUAAGACAUACUUUUUUGGAGAAAAAACUGCCAAAAUGCUAAUCAACAGCUCUAUCAGGAAUCUAACACUGGAGGACGUUGUUUUCCUAAUUAACAACUCGUCUGGGAACGGAACGUACAACGAGUCUCACGGCAGCGCUAUCCUCAUCUCCUUCAUUUACUCGGUUGUCUGUUUGGUCGGACUGUGCGGGAACUCUAUGGUUAUCUAUGUCAUUUUCAGAUAUGCCAAAAUGAAAACGGCAACAAAUAUUUACAUUCUGAAUUUGGCCAUCGCGGACGAGUUACUUAUGCUGAGUGUCCCCUUCUUGGUGACAUCUUCACUCCUUCAUCACUGGCCUUUCGGCUCCCUUCUCUGCCGACUUGUUCUAAGUGUUGAUGCUAUUAAUAUGUUUACGAGUAUUUACUGCCUAACUGUACUUAGCAUAGACCGAUAUAUUGCGGUUGUGCACCCCAUCAAAGCCUCCCGGUACCGGAGGCCCACAAUAGCUAAAAUAGUCAACUUUGGGGUUUGGAUGUUUUCUAUCCUGGUCAUUUUACCCAUUAUUAUAUUUUCCACGACCGUUCCAAACUUAGACGGUUCGCUCGCUUGCAACAUUCAGAUGCCAGAGCCAGUGAACCAGUGGAUGGCUGUGUUUGUGAUUUAUGCCUUUCUCAUGGGCUUUCUGUUCCCAGUCAUUGCUAUCUGUAUGUGUUACAUCCUCAUCAUCGCCAAGAUGAGAGUGGUGGCAAUGAAGGCAGGCUGGCAGCAGCGUAAGAAAUCGGAGAGAAAGAUCACUCUGAUGGUGUUGAUGGUGGUGACCGUGUUUGUCAUCUGUUGGAUGCCCUUUCACAUUGUACAGCUCGUUAAUGUCUUUGUGGAGCACCAUAACGCGACAUUCAUGCAACUCGCAGUGAUUUUGGGGUACGCAAACAGCUGCGCCAACCCUAUACUGUAUGGAUUUUUAUCAGACAAUUUCAAACGUUCGUUCCAAAGAAUUUUGUGCCUGCGGUGGAUGGACAAUGCGACGGAGGAACCAAUAGAUUACCAUGCCACGGCUCUGAAAAGUCGUGGUUACAGUGCGGAUGAAUUUCAACCAGACAACAUGGAAUGUGACAGCACUUAUAGAAAUGGAAUCUGCACUUCGAGGACAACGACACUGUAACCUAGCAUAUGGACAUAAAGUGAUGAAACGAUAUGAACAAAAUCAUAAAUGUGACCGCUGAGUGUUGUGCUCAGAAGGCCUACUAGGCUAUUACUUCGGUAUUUAUUCGUUUUGUUUACUUGGAACUAUUUAUAUGAACUGAAUUAAAAGGUUGGCUAAUCAGAAUGUCUUAUUAUUGUUUGAAUCAUUGCAAUAUGGAUUCAGGUGGCACUGUGCGUAAAAGUCCUCCAAUUAUGACAAGUAGCCUGCAGAGCAGAAACUGCCGGUGUGCAGUGCCGUGUAGAUACUAUUUCCACUGUGUGAACCAGAGUGUGGACUCGAGUCACAAGACUUGGACUCGAGUCUGACUUGAGUCACACAUUUGAUCACCUGAGACUCGACUUGAUAGAAAAUAAAAUAACUUGAGACUUGACUCGAAACGCACACUCGGCACUCUCUCUGAUUGGACCAAUCAGCACACUGUCAAUCAGCACAGGUCAGAUGAGCUAGCGCAGUGAGAAGAUUUUCGGGGGUCGCUAGUGCGAAAGCUGAAUGGGAAAAUAUGUAUAUUUUUUCAUACAUAUUUUAAUAGGCUACAUGUAGCCUGCCAUUUUA
Molecule: messenger RNA, 1820 nt
Organism: Salmo salar (Atlantic salmon)
Lineage: Eukaryota; Metazoa; Chordata; Actinopteri; Salmoniformes; Salmonidae
Product: somatostatin receptor type 1-like
Biological process (GO): cellular response to estradiol stimulus; neuropeptide signaling pathway
Cellular component (GO): plasma membrane; neuron projection
Molecular function (GO): somatostatin receptor activity; neuropeptide binding
Source: RefSeq, a predicted model, not a curated record